UACAUAACCCUAUCUAUCCUCCCUCUCUCUCAAAAAAAGACAAAAAAUCAUACAAAAAACAUAAAAAAUAAAGCUUCUAUUUUCACAAAUGAAGUUCCAAAACUUUUUACAAAGUUUGGACAAAUUUAUGGAAUCUCAAUUUAUGAAGAAAUCCACUCAAUUACUUGCUUUAAUUUCUUUAUUUUCAUUCCUAUUUCCCUGCUAUUCAUCUUACUUAUCAUCUUUCUUUAGUCAUUAUUCAUUAAAUUACUCAUUUUCUAGAUUUCCAUUCCAACUUCUAAGCCAUGCUAUGGACAAAAACUAUGUAUUUCUAAUAUGCAAUGGCAUUUUCUUGGUGCUCCUCGCUAAUACUUCCAUCAGCGAGGAGCAACAGGAGGAGAAGGAAGAAGAAGAAGACAAAGACAAAGAAGAAAAAGUAGAAGAAGACGAAUUCUUGAACGAAUUUCAAGAAGACAAUUUACCUUUAUGCAUUGGGAUGCGAUCCUCGUAUUUAGAAAUAACAUAUCAAGAAGAAGAAGUACAUGCACAUGUACAAUGUGAAGAUCAUGAGGAAGUGUCUCAUGAGCUAACUUCUGACGUUGAAAACUCAAAUAUGACAAUCGUGGAAUACAAGCAAGAUGAAGCAACGUUAGAGGGUCAGGCCAUGGACGAACAAAAAGAAGUUGGUGGUAGUGAAGACGAAGAAUGUUCUAGAACCUACGAGAUCAUAGAGGAAGAUGAUCGCGAAGAAAAUGAUUUUCUUAUUGAGGAGGAAGAAGAAGAGGAGGAGCCAUUGAAUAAGUUGAGUAAUGAAGAAUUGAACAAGAAAUUUGAAGAAUUCAUAAGAAAAAUGAAGGAAGAAAUUAGGAUUGAAGCUCGUCAACAAUUAGUCCUCGUAAAGUAAUUAAUCAAAAUAUUGAGCCACAAAAACAGUCACUAAAGCUGCAUGUUUACAUCACACCUUGAGGUGUGACGCGCUUUUCAAGAUUCUGAGAACGCACGCGAAAUGCUUUGUGCCCGGGCUGUCCUUUGAUGUAGAUAAACAAAUAUUUUCACCUCAGUUAAUGUACAUGUAGAGUUUGUUUUUCUUUCCUUUGAGUAUUAGAUUAUUAUUAUUAUUAUUAUUUUAAUUUUACGUUUUCUAGAUUAGGUAGAGUAUAGUUGUAAUCAAAUCUAUGUAUGUAAUGUAAUGUAUGGACAUUAUUAUAGUUUGUCUUUAAUGAAAUUUUUGUUUAUUCCA
Capsicum annuum is the source of this 1219-nucleotide messenger RNA. RefSeq names its product nucleolin. Lineage: Eukaryota; Viridiplantae; Streptophyta; Magnoliopsida; Solanales; Solanaceae. The transcript has a single exon. The coding region runs from base 89 to 883 and encodes 264 amino acids. The record is from RefSeq and is a predicted model, not a curated record.